CGAUGAUAGAGUUUGAUGCCAUCUGGAGCUGCUAGAAAGAAAGGGAAAAAAGGCUUUACAAACACUUUUAUCAUUUGUGGUUUUAUCCAACCAAUUCUUAGUUAUAUCUCUUCUAAGAAGCAAAGUAGCGAAGCGUUCUCGUGAUCCUGGCUUGUGAGUUGAAGAAGUCUUCCCUGUCUUUCUGGGGUGCUUGAUUUGAAGAAGAAAAUUAAAGCAAUUCUAUCUCAACACUGUUGGGUCCAUCGUACUCCUAGAUAGGAACCUUACUUGCUGCACACGCUGUCACUAUUGCUUAACUUUGCAAACACUGCUACAAAAUAUUUGGAAGUAAUGAAGCCUUUAAUUGAUGAACAGAAUUCAGACGAAGUCUCAGAUGAGGAGCAUGAAAAUGACAUCCUGCCAGUUGAGAAGCAUUACCAACUUGAAAAUGAAGAAGGCAUUACGUUUAUACAAACACUUACCCACCUCCUUAAAGGAAACAUUGGAACUGGGCUUCUUGGUCUUCCACUUGCAAUAAAAAAUGCUGGCAUUGUGAUUGGACCAAUCAGCCUUGUGUUCAUAGGAAUUAUAUCUGUUCAUUGUAUGCACAUCUUGGUACGUUGCAGCCACUGUCUAUGUCAGAGGUUGAAAAAAUCCUCACUGGGGUAUAGUGAUACAGUUAGUUAUGCCAUGGAAGUGGGGCCUCUGAGUACUCUUCAGAAAAAAUCUUCCUGGGGAAGGUAUAUUGUGGACUUUUUCCUAGUGAUAACGCAGCUGGGAUUUUGUAGUGUUUAUGUUGUGUUCUUGGCAGAAAAUGUGAAACAAGUCCAUGAAGGAUUCUUGGAAAUCAAGUCUGCUUCUAUAAAUGUCAGUGCCGCCAGCAAUUCUUCUGAGAAAAGGAGUACGGAUUUACGAGUGUACAUGCUGUGUUUCCUGCCAUUUAUGAUCCUCCUGGUCUUUAUUCGUGACCUUAAGAGCCUGUCCUUGCUUUCACUGCUUGCCAAUCUGUCCAUGGCUGUCAGCCUUGUGAUCAUUUACCAGUAUAUUGUUAGAGAUAUAGCAGAUCCUCAAAAACUGCCUCCUGUGGUUGGCUGGAAGAAAUAUCCUCUGUUUUUUGGGACAGCAAUAUUUGCUUUUGAAGGAAUCGGUGUGGUACUGCCAUUGGAAAACAGAAUGAAGGACACCACGCGGUUCCCACAGGCACUGAACAUCGGCAUGGGGAUAGUUAUGACCUUGUAUAUCUCACUAGCCACCCUGGGGUAUCUGCGCUUUGGGGAUGAAAUCAAAGGCAGCAUCACUUUAAACCUGCCACAAGAUAAGUGGUUGUAUCAGUCUGUAAAAAUUCUGUACUCCUUUGGGAUUUUUGUGACCUAUUCGAUCCAGUACUACGUUCCUGCAGAGAUCCUCAUUCCAGCUGUUACCUCCAAAGUGGAGCAGAAGUGGAAGUUACCCUGUGAACUUGUGGUGAGAACACUAUUAGUCUGCUCAACCUGUGCUGUAGCAGUUCUGAUCCCUCGCCUGGACCUGGUGAUUUCUUUCGUUGGAGCUGUCAGCAGCAGCACUCUGGCACUGAUUCUGCCACCUCUGGUUGAAAUCCUCACUUUCUACAAGGAAAACUUAAGUUUGUGGACGAUAUUCAAAGACCUUUUCAUAGCUGUCAUUGGAGUCGUCGGCUUUUUAACAGGGACGUAUGUGACGGUUGAAGAAAUCAUUUACCCUGCAUCCAUGGUUUUAACUAACACAACUGAGAGCAUCUCUGCUGAUUUAAAUGCUACAAACUUGGUGGUUGGCUAAAAGUAACAACCAGAUGCCAUGAACUAUUUUGUUCCUUACCGAGAAUCCAAGAUGGAUGGCAGACCUGCACGUGGGACAAAUUACAGUGGAUUUUAAGUGAAUUCUUGAAAAAUUGCAUGCAGCCCUUUCUCACUCUGUUGUUUGUUCUUUCUCUCAUUACUUCAGAUCUGCUAUCUGAAUAACCCCUUUGCUCUCAAUCUUCUGUGCUCAUCUAGUGAAAACUGGAUUGGCGUCAGGAUUUAAAAUAUAUACAAUGAUACAGGAAGGUAAUAUGAUCUUAGAUUAUUUGCAAAACAGAGGAAGGAUUUUCCUAAGGAAGUCAAGAUGCUUUCCUCCUCAGAAAAGGUGGAAGCCAGUCCAUCCAUCAUAUCUCUACACAAAGUCUAGGCACUACUGUUUUCCCUCUAGCUCUGUUUUAAGGGCUCCUGUGGGAGUUCAGUGAUGCACAGACCUUCUCUUGGCUGUCUCUAGUGGGAUGCACCCCAGUGAACCAGAGACACUGGUUUUAGAAAUGAAAACCUGUGUUUUUUAUUUCCAUUCUGGGGACUUUGAUGUUUGCCUUGGAAAAACUUCCGGGUGGUUGCAGUUGUGUAGCUCUGGUCCCUGGAAGCUGGUUUGUCUGGAAUCACGGUGCAUUGUGCAGAAUGACAGUCACUCUUGCUCAGUCUUUUCACGUUGGCUCCAAGGGGAGUUCUUCAAGCAACGGGAAGCACCAAAUCCUCCUAGUACAGGCUAGCGUAACAGACCACUUUAGUUGGUGGGUUACAUGACAGUAAGCAUAAAGGCACUUUUUCAUGCUGACAGUCUGAACAUUUAAGCUGAAAAAUGUACAAGACUGACAGAGGGGCAAGGCUCAGAGGUAAAGACUGGAUCCUUUAUUAGAGCAAAGAGAGCCAGGUAGGAGUGGUUUUGCCAUCUUGCUUGAUCUGUUACUAUCUGUUUGUGUACCAUGAGCUGCUCAGCAUGGCCAGACCCUUGCUCCAGGGAAAUGGCAUCCAUGGAGCUCUGCAGAGCCAUGGGGGUAGGGCUGUCCCGAGCAGCUUCAGGGUUCAUGAUGGUAACUUCUGCUUGAGAAAGAAAAGGAUGAAACACUACUUUCUAGAAUGGAGCUUACGCCAUACUUUCACACAUAUAAGCUGUGGGUUAUCUGUGAAGAAACUUAUAAUUCACAGCACUGUAAGUUGCAGGGGGGCACAGAGGGUGUCUGCUUUGAAGCCUAUUUUCCCUAGAGUGCCCCACCUGCCUGCAGGCUGUCUGAAGGUGUGGGCUGUCUCAGGACUUGCUUUCGAUUACUGGUACUGUGUAGAGGGGUACAGCUUAUAUGAGAUAUAGGGCAUACAUGUGAAAAUGAUAUUUUUUUAGCAAGUAAGUAUUUAUCUCCUUUGGAUUUUGAAGGAAAUGUUACAAAAUGUUGUUUAUUAGAGCAAUAUUACUUUCUUUAAUGAAGCAAAAAACAUUCAACACCACAAAAGAUAAUAUGAGUAGUUUAUUUUUGUACAUUUUGGUAACUGCUGCCCUAACCCAUUUUUUACACUAUUACUUUAUCCUUAAUUUCAAAUGUAUAAAAUGGUAUUUUUUCCUUUACAUAUUGCUAUGUACAUAUUGCUAAGUCUGUAGACUAACUAUAUUUCUACUGGAGCGUAUAACAAUUAUUUCUGCAUGCUUAUGUUCUGCCUUAAAUGGGAUCUAACAUGCCCUUUGCUAAUUUUUGCUUCUUUUGUCCAUUUUGGAAGGAAAAAAGAACAUGUUGAUAAGUUGGUAAUUGGGUAGAAACGAGGUCUGUUCAGCAAGCCUGCGUGCUGAGUCCCCAGCCAGAAUCCUGAUUUUCAGGGCUCAUAUUUGACUUUUUGGCUCACACUGCAAAGAUGAUUUUCACUCCAAAUGCCAAAGCUAUAUUUUUGGUCUUGUUUCCUAAAAACACUCUAUAUUUUGUAAAAUAAUAGAACUGUAUUUAUCAUAGUCCUUUCUGUUAUGAAGAAAUUCCUUUUUCUAAGGAAUAUAUUAAUUAUAAUGUUCCUCCAAGACAUAUGGUAUGCCAAAACCUCUUUAUUAUAUUCAUACAAAUGAAGAUAAGAAUAUAUAUAAUAUUUUGGUUGCUUUCUGUAUAUUCCUCAGAAAUUUACCCUUUGGUAAUCUACCAUUUUUCAUUACAGUGCUAAAAUAAUAUAGAGCUAGAUAUAUCUAUACUUAUUUUUUCUCUUCAGAGUAUUUCUCCAGUCAUCUACCAUGUGGUGACUGUAUAUGAGCACUUUCAUCUCCACUGAAGGCAUUUCUGAUAGGGAUUUGUUACAGCGUGUAGUUUGAACUGUGUGUCCUUGUUCAAGCAAUAGUUCUGAGCAAUGUUCUUAUUUUUAUUUUAGCGUGGACGAAGUUAAAUACUUCACAGGCACUUUGAAGGGCUGAGUCUCAGCUGGUUUAAUGCUAUGGUAUUAACCUGUUGUAUGAAAGUGUCACUGAGGAGCAAACACAGGUAAUUAUCAGAGAGGCAAAAGGUAACUUCAGCUUUUUGUCUUCAAGGCUUUUUAGUCUUUAAGCUAUUUUGAAACACAUUGAAGAUAAAUGUUUCAGUCUGCUUGGUAAUAAACCUGCUGUGUUCCUAAACCAUACACUACACACUGAUAGACUGUGUUUCUGUGCAACGUAUUUCGCUUGAUACUAAAUAUUUCUACAUGGAACAUUUUUAAUGGGACCAAUAGGAUUUAAAUUAAAGCUAUUUUUCCCGAUUUGCAUCUGUCUACCCACGUGUGUUUGGAAAAUAACGGAUUGUCAAGUCCAUUCAUAUCAUCUGUUCUUCAGUGAUUGUGUCCUAGUGAACACCUCUGAGAAAGUCCUUCUGCCUGGGUGCAGAAGAAGUUGACCAGCUCAGAGUUUGGUGGUAAUUUUUGACAGGUGCAAGGGAAUAAUGACGUGAAGAUUUGCUGAGAUGGGUCCCUAUAGCAUAGGUGAAUGCAGCAGUUUUUUUGAAAUUCAGGCCACCUGUUUAGAAGCUUGAUAGGUUUGAGGAAUCUAAUGUGAGCCAUCAAACUUCGGAUAAGCUGGCCCGAAUACGAAGCCUUACAGAUCUUACUACCAUGUCUGACUGGGGAGCAGCCUGUCAAGGAGCAGAUUUUCAGACAGAUGUAUUGCCAUUGAUUGACCAGGUAUGAAGUAGUGUUUUUAUGCAGUGGGUCACUGUUGCCAUAUCUAAUGGUGUAUCUUUUGCAUCUUUAAAAUGUUUAUUAAUAUAUUUUAUACAAUGUUGAUUUUCUCCUACAGUGUAGGAUUUUCAUUACUUUAACACUCAUGCAGGGCUUUGUGUGGCCUGCUCUUUCAAAUAGAAAGAGUGAGGAAUCAGAAUAUCUUGCUCUGGAUGCAACUAAAAUGUCACUAAUAGAACUAGAGAAGAACUACUACGUCUGAAUAAUAAGAGUGUUCCUGUGAAACAUUGCCAAAGAUUUAAAAGAUGGGAAAUCUGACAGAAACCUCUUCUGAAUAAUAAGAGUGUUCAUUCAGCUUUUAAAGUACUGUAAUAUAAAGUUCAAGUUAAGAUGCAAGGAGUGAAACUCCAGAUUUAAUGGGUAUGGUUUACAUUAAUAUAUAUUUAAGAAGGAAAUGUACUUUAGCACAAGGUAAAUUAAACUGAAGAAUGUGAUUGGCUUAUGUUCUUGACAAGGAACAGAAAGUUAUUGUAUUUAUAUACUGAACAUGCACUUAUAUUUUACAGCAUGAUAUUGUUAACCAUUUUAAUGUAAUCAUUAGCUGCACUAUAAGUAACUGGAUCAUUUUCUUGUCUGUAACUGUUCAUCUUCAAAUAUUGGGCAAAGAAGAGGGUGGGUUCACCUAAUGUUCUGUAAAUUAAAUCUUCUGUAUCAAUAAAGACAACAAUA
Molecule: messenger RNA, 5639 nt
Organism: Cygnus olor (mute swan)
Lineage: Eukaryota; Metazoa; Chordata; Aves; Anseriformes; Anatidae
Gene: SLC36A4
Product: solute carrier family 36 member 4
Exons: 11
Coding region: 331-1773 (480 amino acids)
Biological process (GO): L-alanine transport; amino acid transmembrane transport
Cellular component (GO): vacuolar membrane
Molecular function (GO): L-proline transmembrane transporter activity; L-alanine transmembrane transporter activity
Source: RefSeq, a predicted model, not a curated record